AUGCUGCCGGGGGCGGGCUUUGUGCAGGAGAGCCGCCCACAGCCCUGGCCAGACAGCCUGGCUGCUGCAGGCUCUGGCCGGGCUCCAUCCGGCCCCGAGACAGAACGGGUGGACCAGCCGCACGCCGCCAGGGAGCAGGAAAGCGCAGGCAUAGGGCAGUUAAUUCCAACACCCGGCAUCACGGAGCCCCUGGAAAUGCCAGUGAGCAGCGCCCCCACCCAGCCACCACAAGCCAUCAUCCCAACCAAGCCGGUGCAAUGCGUCCACCACGUGUCCACGCAGCCCAGCUGCCCGGGCCGGGGGAAGAUGUCGAAGCUGCUCAACCCGGAGGAGAUGACCUCGCGAGACUAUUACUUCGACUCCUACGCCCACUUCGGGAUCCACGAGGAGAUGCUGAAGGACGAGGUGCGGACGCUCACGUACCGGAACUCCAUGUACCACAACAAGCACGUGUUCAAGGACAAGGUGGUGCUGGACGUGGGCAGCGGGACGGGGAUCCUGUCCAUGUUCGCCGCCAAGGCGGGCGCCAAGAAGGUGUUCGGGAUCGAAUGUUCCAGUAUUUCUGACUACUCGGAGAAGAUCAUCAAGGCCAACCACCUGGACAACAUCAUCACCAUCUUCAAGGGCAAGGUGGAGGAGGUGGAGCUGCCGGUGGACAAGGUGGACAUCAUCAUCAGCGAGUGGAUGGGCUACUGCCUCUUCUACGAGUCCAUGCUCAACACCGUCAUCUUCGCCAGGGACAAGUGGCUGAAGCCAGGGGGCCUCAUGUUCCCAGACCGGGCAGCGCUGUACGUGGUGGCCAUAGAAGACAGGCAGUACAAGGACUUCAAAAUCCACUGUGAGUCCCCUCGCCUGCCUUCUAUUUCUGAGGUGGACAUUUACACCGUGAAGACCGAAGAGCUGUCGUUCACCUCUGCCUUCUGCCUCCAAAUCCAGCGUAAUGACUACGUGCACGCGCUGGUCACCUACUUCAACAUCGAGUUUACCAAGUGCCACAAGAAGAUGGGGUUCUCCACAGCCCCGGACGCCCCCUACACACACUGGAAGCAGACGGUCUUCUACUUGGAAGACUACCUCACGGUCCGGAGAGGGGAGGAGAUCUACGGGACCAUAUCCAUGAAACCAAAUGCCAAAAACGUGCGGGACCUCGACUUCACCGUAGACUUGGAUUUUAAGGGCCAGCUGUGCGAAACAUCUGUAUCUAACGACUACAAGAUGCGUUAG
Messenger RNA from Dipodomys ordii (Ord's kangaroo rat), 1224 nucleotides. RefSeq names its product protein arginine methyltransferase 8 (gene Prmt8). Bases 1 to 1224 code for a protein of 407 amino acids. The transcript is spliced from 10 exons. NCBI's taxonomy places the organism in Eukaryota, Metazoa, Chordata, Mammalia, Rodentia, Heteromyidae. Gene Ontology annotation, molecular function: protein-arginine N-methyltransferase activity. Gene Ontology annotation, biological process: peptidyl-arginine methylation. Gene Ontology annotation, cellular component: plasma membrane. The record is from RefSeq and is a predicted model, not a curated record.